GCGGCAUCAGUUCCUUUUCCUUCGAGAUGGUCGGGCCCCGGCUCCCGGCGCCACCGGGAAGGCGGACCGCCGCCGCAUCGGCGGGAGGCGGCGUGCGCAAGGAGAGCAAGCGCCGGCGGGGACAGCGGGCGCGAUCGGGCAGUAAGCGCGCCGGCGAAGCAAUCGAGCGCGCGCAUCGUGCUGCUUGAAUUGGUAAAACCGGAGAAGAUUAACAUGAUCUGCGAACAUUCACGCAGCAAACCUGCUGUCGAUUCCGGGGCGUUACCAACUGGAUCUCGUGUAGAAAAGGAAAUCGAGGAGGGGGAGCGUGGAUGAUCUAGAAGCGGAGUACAUAGAGAAUGCAUUCGGAUGGCCAAUAGAAAAACAGAUUCCGGUUUUUCGACGGCUAUUUAAGAAGAGAGCAAACAUGGCGUUGGUUCUCUACAACAAAAAUCAUCCAGAUGAGCAAUACCAGUUUAUAAAAGUGCGCCUCAACGAAGUUUACAGCUUCAUCGAGUAUAGGCUGCAGGAUCCUCACCAUACGCACAUGAACUUCAUGGCUCUGGACGUGAAGACAGGCUUGGAGAAGACCUUCUUUGCUGAGUUGUGUAUGUUUAAUGACGUUGAUGACGGCAACAGUGGAUUUGUCGCUACUGCCUGUGAAAUUGUUGAUGGUAACUCUGCAGGUGGCCGGAGAAUCAACCAUACCUUCAAAGAUGGGAAAUUCCCACCAGACUAUUAUGACGGUGAUAACUGCUACGCGUCUGCGGAGAGAAUAAAGCACCCUCCUGGGGCGGUCUAUAGAGCUGGGCAUGAUGUCCUUGGCUAUGGUUUCAAUGAGGAGGGAAGCUUAGUUGAGUGAAGUAGAAGAGGAAUUGGAAUUUCGUUUUUAGGAGAAGUAGUCGACGUUUACUAUGUCUUAUGUGCUCUGGGUGGAGUUUCUUUUAGGAGAAGUAUUUGUAUAGGGCUAAUGUGUCUUAUUUGCUUGAGUUUGUAGAAACAAAAACAGCUGAAGUUACUGAUUAUUUAAGGAAUGAAUUUGAUUGCUGACA
Messenger RNA from Setaria italica (foxtail millet), 1031 nucleotides. RefSeq lists its product as uncharacterized. The coding region runs from base 407 to 841 and encodes 144 amino acids. The transcript is spliced from 4 exons. Lineage: Eukaryota; Viridiplantae; Streptophyta; Magnoliopsida; Poales; Poaceae. The record is from RefSeq and is a predicted model, not a curated record.